Messenger RNA from Puntigrus tetrazona (Sumatra barb), 3150 nucleotides. RefSeq names its product beta-1,4 N-acetylgalactosaminyltransferase 2. Lineage: Eukaryota; Metazoa; Chordata; Actinopteri; Cypriniformes; Cyprinidae. Gene Ontology annotation, biological process: UDP-N-acetylgalactosamine metabolic process; UDP-N-acetylglucosamine metabolic process. The transcript is spliced from 11 exons. The record is from RefSeq and is a predicted model, not a curated record. The coding region runs from base 343 to 1737 and encodes 464 amino acids.
UAUUUGUGGCAGUCAGUCUUUAUAAUGUGGUGGGCAGCCGCAAAUAAAUAUAUUGGAAUAUUAGAAAUUAUGCUGGAGUUUGUAACUUAAGAAUGGCGAAAAAUAGUGAGAUUCUAUGACAUUCAUUAGAAAAAACUGCAAAAUGAUAUAACAAAGAAAAUAUAUCAAGGUUAGACCGCAAUAUGUAUUGUUAAAAGUGCUAUAUAAGUAACGAUUGAACAUGUAUUUUAAAUGGAUUAAAAUGACUAGUGGUGGUAAAAAAAAAAACUUUGGAAAAGUUCAAAAUUCAAUGCUUUAUGUGUACAGCAGUAAACAGACUGCAAUGUUUAUAUCUCCUUUCAGAUGAUGAGAGAGAAGAGAAGUCCUGGACAGCCUUGUGGACAGAAAGUUAGUUUCCCAAGAUUCUCUAAUUUGAACCGUGUCCCAGAGAUCCUAGACUUUCCCAGACCAAAUGUUGGGCCUUUUCGCAAUGAGAAUCCAACGCCCUGUACGUGCCAGAAUACUAAUCCAGCGAACCAGUAUGUGCCCAAAAAGGAGCUAGACGACCUGCAGAAACGCCGGGCAGAAGAGUUCAGACAACACCAGAUCAGAACAGGGAAGGAAAACGAUGUUCUUAUUCUCGCCCCCGCCAACGCUCCGCUGCAGUAUCCAAUCAGAGGAUUCAGAGUGACUCCCAUGAAUAAAACGCCCGUUCCUGGUCUAGCACUGCAAACACAAAAGAGAGCGGUUUACAAGGUGUCUCUAAGGGUGCAGAAAGGAGUGCUCUCCGUGUCGGAUAUCCAGGAAGGAGAGCAGGUGGACGGCCAGGACGAGAAACAUCUGAGGAUCUCCUCCAGCAGCCUCCAACAGCUCAAUGACCUGCUGAGCAGACUGACCUACACCAGCACCAUCUACCACAUCAAGACAGAGGACCUUGCUUACUUCUCUUUUGAGAACCACGAGGUCAUAUUCCCCAUUGAGAUCAGACGUUUGUCAGUUCCUGUUCUGUUUGACCCAGGAAAAGAUGUCAACUCUCAGGUGACUGUGCUAAUUAAAGCAUUUUUGCGAUAUAAAGAACUAAACGUCCUCAUCAGUAGUAUCCGUAGGAGCUACCCAAAAAUAAAGAUCAUUGUCGCUGACGACAGCCUGAAGCCCGAGAAGGUGGAAGGUGACAAUAUAGAGCAUUACAUAAUGCCCCCGGCACAGGGCUGGUUCGCAGGCAGAAACCUGGCCGUCUCGCAGGUCACCACUAAGUACUUCCUGUGGGUGGACGACGACUUCGUGUUCCUGAACGAGACGCGCAUUGAAAGCUUUGUGAAAAUCAUGGAAUCCGUUCCUGAACUAGAUGUGGUUGGUGGUCAGGUAGGAGGAAAUCAGUUUUCCUUUCUGUUGCAAUAUGAGGAAGGGAUCAGCGAGGAAGGCGGCUGUAUCACACGCGCCGUUCGUACCCAUGCGCCCCUGCCGGGCUUCGACGGCUGCUUCUUUGCAGACGGAGUCGUCAACUACUUCCUGGGCCGGACACAGGCGGUGCGGAGGGUCGCUUUCGACCCGUUCCUGAAGCGAGUGGCUCACACUGAAUUCUUCGUUGAUGGGCUUGGAGAUCUGUUAGUCGUCACCUGCAAAGGUCUCAGAAUUGGUCACCAAAAACACAGUGCCACAAACAACUACAGAUUCUACAGGCAUCCUCCCAAGAGUGAUUUAGAGGAGAAAAUGACUCACCAUUUUUUCAAGAACUAUCUGAAAUGCAUCAAAUACUAAGGAGCGUUUUCAGGUGAAACAUGACAUUGCUCACACAUCAAUUUUUUGACCUUACGAGUCAAAGGUUUUAAUCUUCUCAUGUUUGCCACGGAGUAAACACUACUAUACUUCCAAAAUUUUGACUUCUGAGUUUAUAACUUCAUUUUUAUUGCGUGGAAUGGGAGUUUGCUAUUAAAACUUCGGGUUUAUUUCUCACAUUUCUGACUUUUUUUCGGACUUUCAAACUACCAAAAGUUGCAAUUACCUUAAUUCUUUUUAGUUCCUGGUGGAAACAAGCUUCCAGAGUCAUCCAAACUAUAAAAGAACAUAAAAGGAAGAAUGAGCUUUUUCUGUGUCUAGAAUCCAGAUCUGUUCUUUCUCUCAACCAACUUCAUGCAUCCUGGGAUGGUUAUUAAACACUAUUGAAGGAGAUCUCAAGUAUUUUGACUGGUUUUGAUUUAGUCUUUACCUUAAAUAUCGUCUUCAGAAAUGUUUUAUGAACUUAAGAUCAUUUGUCACAUUUAGAAACUAUAUUGUUGUGCCAAAAAAAGUCAAUGGUCUGGUCAUUCAGAAAAUGAUAUACUCGUUUCUAUUAUAAAACAGAAAGUCUCUAGCUUAUUUUCCGAUUCUUUAGCUGCUAUAGAAUCACACCAAGUAUGAAAACAAUAAAUAUAAUUAAAUUAUAGUUCUAAAAUCAGUUUUCUAUAUUAAAGAACAGCAUAGUUCACUCCAUAACUAUAUUUAUAAUGAUACAGAGAAAUGAUAUUGUUGGGAUCACAUUCAAAACAAUUUUUUUUCUAGCUGAUUAAUGAUACAAACAUUGACAUCCAGGGUAUCGGUUUUCAUGAUCUUUUGUCCAUUGUACUGUGCCAUUAUGUCUGGAACACAUUUCUGUCAGCAACCCUGGUUGCCCACUCUGUAUUUUCCUUUGAGAAUUUGCCUCAGAGGUUUGCAUAAGAACAGCUCCUUUGCAUUUAGUGACUUUUAAAUGAAAAGUUCUCCCCAAAAAUGAAAAUUAGCCCAUAUUUUGCUCAACCCUAAGCCCUCCUAAGUGUAUAUAGCGUUCUCCUUUUAGACGAACACAGUCACAGUUUCGCUGAUAACAACAUUUAGGAUCACCACUGUUCAUGUAUCACAGGGUACGAUUAUAUUAAUGUACAUUUAAACUGUUUAACAUUUGUUUGUAUUUUUGACCUACAUUGUACAAGACGCGAGAACAGUCCGCUAUUAUAAGUUUGUACAUUGUUAUGGACUCUAGUUUUAAUGUUGAAACUUGAAAAUUUUAACUUUAAUGUGUAUGACAACCAGAAAAUGAAUGUUUUUGUCUUCAUUUGGAUUGAGGUUAAAUGCUUAAGGACAUUGAAUGCCUUGUUUUGUUCUGAUUCAGGAAAUGUAAUCAAAUAAAUUAUUGGGAUGCUCUCAGGAUACCUGAAA